GCUUGCAGUAGGCGUUGAUCUAGCCUCUCAUCCCAUUUCUCUAGUCCACAUGCCCUUCUCCUAGUAUUGUAUCCGUGUAAUCGAGUAGCAAAUCUAAUACAGUUGCGCGAUCCUCGCUCUCGAUUAGAUUUUUGUUGUCCUGAACCGAGGAGAGAAGAUGUCGGACGAGGAACAUCAUUUCGAAGGACCUGGAGGUCUAACUGGAACCUUCCAGCAGCAGGCUAGCAGCAUUCGAAGGAACGGCUUCAUCGUCAUCCAGAACCGCCCAUGCAAGGUUGUGGAGGUUUCAGCAUCUAAAACUGGGAAUUAUGGUCAUGGCCAGUGCCACUUUGCUGCUAUUGACAUCUUCACUGCCGAGAGAUUUGAAGAUACCGUGCCAUCUUCUCAUAACUGUGAUGUUCCUCAUGUGAAUCGCACUGAUUACCAGCUCAUCGAUAUAACUGAGGAUGGAUAUGUGAGUCUGCUUACUGAAAAUGGUAACACUAAGGACGACCUCAAGCUCCCAACAGAUGAAAGCCUUCUUGGACAGAUCAAGGAUGGGUUUAACGAAGGAAAGGACCUGAUGGUGAGUGUCAUGUCCGCCAUGGGAGAACAGCAGAUUUGUGGGAUCAAGGACAUCGGCCCGAAGUAACCUGCCAUGUUGGGCGUGGCAUGUAUUUUCUUGCGUGCGGUCGUAUCUGGCUGUUGGUAAAGAUGGAUUUGUGUGUCAAGGAACGAGGCUGUAUUGUCUGGGUUGCCGUGAUUUGUCGUCCUAAAUUCGUCAGUUAAAUGUAUCCUAAAACAUCACUCCUUGAGGGUUUAUCGACCCAUUUUUCUACCGUUAUUCUACCCAUUGUAAUGUUUACCUUUCUACAUACUGAAGGUUCUCUCUAUAUUGAGCCUCUCGUUCAUCUUAUUCUAACGGAAAUUCAAAUCUAUACCAGUUUGAAGAUUCUGUGUAA
Molecule: messenger RNA, 941 nt
Organism: Lolium rigidum
Lineage: Eukaryota; Viridiplantae; Streptophyta; Magnoliopsida; Poales; Poaceae
Product: eukaryotic translation initiation factor 5A-5-like
Exons: 6
Coding region: 158-631 (157 amino acids)
Biological process (GO): positive regulation of translational termination; positive regulation of translational elongation
Molecular function (GO): RNA binding; translation elongation factor activity; ribosome binding
Source: RefSeq, a predicted model, not a curated record